AUGGAGUUUAUCAUCAUGUCCCCUAACCACGAGAACCCACGGGAGGCCUACUCCUUCGACCUUUCCUAUCCAGAGGAUCAAGGGGACGAGGCCGUCAUCUUCAGCGGCACCAAGGUGACCACCGUCAAAAGUGCCAAGAACGAGCUCAUCAACCUGAUCCGGUCACUCAUUUCGUUCGGCAACACACUCGGAGAGCUACCCAGAGAGAGGAUUCUCAACAUCAAGUUAUGGUACUUCGAUGACCGCACGCCGCCGGGGUGGCAGCCGGACUACUUCAGAGAGGCCGAUCCCUCCGAGCUCGCCUUCAAGAACUGCAAGUCCGACAAAGAGAUUCACGACAAGCUGAAGAUCAAGAUCGGUGACCUCCAGACACCUCACCACACGCUCUCGCUGCGAUUUAGGGGAUACGACACUCAAGAGCAGUCGCACCGCGAAGAUCCAGACGCGACGACCGCAGAUGGCGGCAACAACUCGUCGGACGACAGCGAUGAAUAUAGCGACGGGGAGAGGUGGGCCAAGGAGAGGAACCUCCUCACGUGCAAGGCCGGGCCAGAACAAGACGGGGAAGGCAACAGCGACGAUGACGACGAGCAGACAAUGGUACCGGAGACGGUUUCUUCGAGGGAUGUCUCGAGAGUGGUGUCUGGCAUGAUGAGCAACCUCGACGUGUCCUCCAACAACGCCCAGCCUGGCGGCGACAAUGACGCCGGGCGCCACCAAGCUUUCGAGGCACAAGAAAAUAUCACCGGUUACGAGGUUCGGCCCGCCCAAAUGGUCGUGACGAGCGAGUACGACGCGGCCAGGGCCUGGGCCGUUACGCAGGCCCGGCCGACCCACACGAGUCUCAUGGCCCAGCUCGAGAUCACCAGAGAGCUGGCGAGGGAAUUCCUGGAGAAGAUGGUGCACGAAGGACUCUUCGUCAAGAGAAACUUCAAGUACCAUCGGGUCAAGGCAUCCUCGCACGACGUGCAGUCAGGGGAACGCCUCAAGGAUUCUUCGUCGUCGUUUUCUCCUCCGUCGUCAGAAACUGACAUGGAUGCGAUCAUUGACAAGCCAGAAGAGGUACCAUCGGCAAGGGAUGACUCGGAAACUCAAGUACCUAUCACGGCAGCACACGACACUCAACUCCACCAAGAUCGGCGCAACCGUACACCUUCUUCAAUGCCUCCGCCGGCGCCAGCCGGGCGCCGAUGUACGGGCCAGGUUGGACGCCGCACCCCCGAAGACCUUCGUCGCGGCUAUGGGGGAGACUUCGCCACUCCGCCGAUUCCCACGCCAUCGGCCCCGCCGGAGGUACAGCCCGUCCCGGAAAAGCCCCAGCGACGAAUGAUGAUGACCAUGGGAACGAAGCGCGUCCUAGACGAGUCCGCGUUGGCAAACGAUGACGACAACAACGACGACGACGACGAUGACAACAACAACAACAGCGACGAAGUGACCCAACAGAGCAGCAACAUGCUUCAACAAGAUGACGAACCGAUCGACGUCUUCAAUAUGGGAGGCGCGGAGAUGUGCACAGACACCGGCUACGAGAGGGUGAUGUUGUCGCAAGCCAGCUCUACCUCUACUAGCGGGAAGGCGAAACGUAGGUGCAGCCUCGCCACCAACCCUAUCCAUCAGUAUGUGCCAAGCAAGAGGCUGCGUGUCUGUGAGGAGUGACUGAAGCAUGGCUAUGGGUCCAAAGGUGUCGAGAACUGUGUCCAUUGAACUGAGCUGUAUCUAGGCAUUUCCGUUGGGGUGGUGGUACCUGAGUAAACGCUAGUGCCGGGGACACCCCAUGGGGUUGAAUCGAACAUUGCUAUGUCGAAGGGCGCAAAUCCCAAAGCAACGUCAUCCUGCUCUUUAUGUCCGCACGGGUCCCGGUAGGAGGAAGGCCGUCGGCAUCUCGGGUUCACGAGCGAAAGGAAGGGUACUCUCGGACUAGACCUCAGGCGAUCAGGCCCAACGUCGUUGGGCUGCGCUAG
Molecule: messenger RNA, 1964 nt
Organism: Ectocarpus sp. CCAP 1310/34
Lineage: Eukaryota; Phaeophyceae; Ectocarpales; Ectocarpaceae
Source: the annotation of a GenBank genome assembly